This is a messenger RNA of Protopterus annectens (West African lungfish), 1949 nucleotides long. RefSeq names its product protein phosphatase 2 catalytic subunit alpha (gene PPP2CA). The coding region runs from base 235 to 1164 and encodes 309 amino acids. Gene Ontology annotation, cellular component: cytosol. NCBI's taxonomy places the organism in Eukaryota, Metazoa, Chordata, Ceratodontiformes, Protopteridae. The record is from RefSeq and is a predicted model, not a curated record. Gene Ontology annotation, molecular function: protein serine/threonine phosphatase activity. Gene Ontology annotation, biological process: peptidyl-serine dephosphorylation; mitotic cell cycle. The transcript is spliced from 7 exons.
AGUUAUGUGACGUCAUUGCGGCCAUUACUUCAAUGCAGAGAAGACAAGAAGGAACUGAAUAGCUGACGUCUUUAUAAAUUCCAUUUUUUGCAGUCUUCUCUGCUUGCUUAGUUUUUCAUUUUUAAUUUAAUCAAAAAUAGGUGGGUGGAAAGAAGAAUCGGAACAGUUCCUGCUUUUGUCCCAAUUAGUUGGAUUUGUUUGUAACAUAAUUGAACCUUCUCAGCAGUAUCUGCAAUGGAUGAAAAGGCGUUCACGAAAGAACUGGAUCAGUGGAUAGAACAGCUGAAUGAAUGCAAACAGUUAACUGAAGGCCAAGUCAAAACACUGUGCGAAAAGGCAAAAGAAAUAUUGACUAAAGAAUCUAAUGUUCAAGAUGUUAGAUGCCCUGUCACCGUUUGUGGAGAUGUUCAUGGGCAAUUUCAUGAUCUUAUGGAGCUAUUCAAAAUAGGAGGCAAAUCACCAGACACAAAUUAUUUAUUUAUGGGAGAUUAUGUAGAUAGAGGUUAUUAUUCUGUGGAAACAGUUUCUCUCCUUGUAGCGCUAAAGGUUCGUUAUCGUGAACGUAUUACAAUUCUUCGAGGAAACCAUGAGAGCAGACAGAUCACACAAGUGUAUGGCUUUUAUGAUGAGUGUCUAAGGAAAUAUGGCAAUGCAAAUGUUUGGAAAUAUUUUACGGACCUUUUUGAUUACCUUCCUCUUACUGCACUGGUGGAUGGUCAGAUUUUUUGCCUUCAUGGAGGGCUCUCACCAUCUAUAGAUACACUGGAUCAUAUUCGAGCACUUGACCGUCUACAGGAAGUUCCCCAUGAGGGUCCAAUGUGUGACCUGUUGUGGUCUGACCCAGAUGAUCGUGGUGGUUGGGGCAUUUCUCCUCGAGGUGCUGGCUACACAUUUGGACAGGAUAUAUCCGAAACUUUCAAUCAUGCUAAUGGCCUUACAUUGGUUUCAAGAGCUCACCAGCUUGUGAUGGAGGGGUAUAAUUGGUGCCACGAUCGGAAUGUAGUAACAAUCUUUAGUGCUCCAAACUAUUGCUAUCGUUGUGGGAACCAAGCAGCAAUUAUGGAACUAGAUGACACCCUUAAAUAUUCAUUUUUACAGUUUGAUCCAGCACCACGCAGAGGAGAACCACAUGUGACACGUCGCACCCCAGAUUAUUUCCUGUAAAGAUAACUUAAACUUGUACAGUAUUGCUGUGAUGAACCAUAUGGAUGAUUUAAAAGUGAAAAGAACCAUAUGGAUGAUUACAGGAAUUGAGAAGAGCAACAGUAACUCCAAAGUGUCAGAAAAAACGUGAAAUAUUUAGAAAUCCCUUCUCUACAUGGACCAAAGAUGUGCCAUAUUUGGAGAAAGUAAACCAAGCUUCAGUAUGCGGCGACCACAGCCAGUUUAGAACAUAGCAGUUCGCAGUUCCUGUUUGCAUGCUGAAGUGUGAAAAUCAAGUCAAGCACACACAUUCUGGCUUUUUGCUGUUUGCAGUUACUUUUGCAAUCUUCAAGACUGGAGAAAUUUAAAAUGUACACAGUGAAAAAGGAAACUUGCACCUCAAGAAUAACUUUCCAUUUAACUAUAAAUUUACUCAGCAUGACUGUAGGUAAGAAUUAGCAGCGAUCAUUGGAGCUUAAAGAACAUUUUUUAAAAGUAUCAAGGCCUCCUAUAUUUGUGCGAGUACUGAAAUUGUUUUUCAGGGACUACUGUUUAAUUUAAUCGUAUUGAUUUCUGUCUGCAUUCUCGCUGUUUUCCAUUGUCUUCAGUUUCCUGUACCAAACUAACUUCAGUAUUCUAACAGUGUUUUUCCAUCAUAAAAUUGUAACUACUUGUCAUUUUAAUUGCGAAUUUCAGCUUAAUACCAUUUAUUAAAUGGUAACACUAACACAUGUCUGAUUUAUAUGUAAUUGUUAUAAAAGCUCCGCAUUAUUGAUCAUAAAUGAAUAAAGACUUGUUUAGAUUAA